GUCAAGAUAGUUCCCUGCCAAGUCUUGUCACCACAAAUUCAGCCAAACUAUGUCUUAGUGUCGCGUCAGAGUUGCGUGAAAACAGGUACAUACUCAAAAUGAACACAUGGAGUUUGUUUUACCUACUUAUUUAAUUACAGAAACGACAUCGUUUCCCUGCAUUUAUAUGAAACGUAAGCUAUGUUUAAGCAAAACCGGAAGUAUAUAGAUGAAUAUCAUCCUGCCUUUUCUUGCCACUGAGUGACCACAGCAGCAUCAGAAAGAAAAGGGGUAACUUGAUGAUGGAUGAUGUAGAAGAUGGAGAAGCUCCUCAGGAGCCACUGGUUCAAUGCAAUACCUGCAAAAGAUCUUUCUUCCCAAAAGUCCUGGCGAAACACACAAAAAUCUGUCAGAAGACAACAACCAAAAAGAGGAAGGUUUUUGACUCCAGCAGACAGAGAGCUGAAGGCACAGACAUCCCUGUACUCAAACCCAUCAAACCAAAGUCACAAAGUUCAUCUGCUACUGCGAAAGCUGAACCUCCCAAGAAGCCUUCCAACUGGCGCAAGAAACAUGAGGACUUUAUCGCCACCAUCAGAGCUGCCAAGGGACUCACUCAGGUCAUGAAGGAUGGUGGACCGUUACCUCCACCUCCUCCUCCAACAUAUGACCCAGACUAUGUCCAGUGCCCUCACUGUCAGCGGAGGUUCAACGAGAGUGCAGCUGAGAGACACAUCAAGUUCUGUCAGGAGCAGCAUGCACGGAUGCCCAACAAGGGCAAGUUAGGAGAGACCAAGAAGCCCGCUGCCCGCACACAGUUCAAGCCUACUGCCCCGGUGACCAAGAAGGCAAACACUCCUGCUGUGGUGUCAACCAUUCCCUCAACCAUUCCCUCAGCCUCCUCUCGUUUACCACAGCGACCAGGGCAGUCCACUGCCACAGGAAUCCCCUCUGGCAAGGCCUUCUCUGCAGGUUCAGUGAGGAGUAAUCCUUCUGGGCUCACAAGUCCUCCAUCAGGAGUGGCACAGAAGACCAGGGUAACGAGCUCUGGCUACAGCUCUGUGAAAAACACACAAUCUGGAAUAGGACUGAACAAGAAGAGAGUAGACGCCCACAUACCCAGGAACGAUGGCAUUGAUGGGAAUGGCAUCAACAAUGGCGGAAUGAAGAGCAAGUUCUGUCAUGCGUGUGGGACCAAGUAUCCUGUCGAGUCUGCCAAAUUCUGCUGUGAGUGUGGAGUCAGGCGACUCUGCAUCUGAAAGCUGUCGGGAGGAAAUGCAGGCGGAAGAGGUAGUGGAGAAAAGUAGGGACUCAGCUGUUCUUAAGGUCUCCUCUAGGGAUUUCACUAAACAUGAUAAGAGUUGUAUUUCAUCCUUUAUUCAUUCCCCGCGUUCCCACACAACUGAAGAAAAGCAGUGUUUUCUUUGCCAAUCACUACCGGGUCGAGAUAAAGUGACUCCAAAACAUUUGGAACUCGUCCAUACAGCAGUGUAACACUUUUUUCACACGACCUUGCUGAUUAGACCUAAAUUUGCCCUUUCCAUCGAGACGAAGAUAAUGACCUGUUGGAUACAACUUUUAAAUGGACACCCGUGAAGAUAUCAGCAGCUGGUUUGACUAAAGAACACCUCCUUCUUUGCUCAUCACUUUACUUAUGAUUAGAAAUAUCGGUACCUUGUAGUGUUGAGUCAAUGGCUGUAAUUUUAACACUAAAGUAUGGGAAAUCCUCAGUAUGCAGUAUACAAACUAGAAGAAGGAAUAGUGGAAAGAGAAGAACUAAAGACAGACAGCUGGAAAGUGAAGCAUACAGAUUUAAUUUUUUUUUACAUUCACAUUAUGGUUUACUAUUAAAGUGCAAUAUGGUUAACUACUGAAGAGAAAAUGAAUGAAUUUCUCAUUUUAGUUCAUAGUAGGUCAAAGUUCACUCCCAACUCCUUUAUUUACAAAUUGUUUCCAGGUGUUUCCCAAACUAUGGACCACAGCCCACUGGUGAACACAUCAGAUUCUCUGUCUUCACUAUUCACAGAAACACAAUAUAUAUUCUUUGCUCUAAAAUCUUUAAAAUCUUUAAUUUGGCCUAAUGUUGCAGAGGUCGUACUUUGGACGGAAAUCAGUACAAUGUUGGACGUUGAAAGUUAUGCAAGACAUUGAGGGUCUGAACCCUGUGACGAUGGGUAAUCUUUGUUCUAGUGAAAUGUAGCCUUUAAUCCUAUUUUCUACUUGUUCUCAUACAUUUAUACAUUUUAAUCAUUUAUUUAUUUGAUAAAAUAAGUCUGUUUAAUUUUCACCAGAUGACUGCAUCUUUUGUCAAUAUUUGAUUUAAUGUGACAUAUCAUUUUUUUUAAUAAUAUUUCUCCAGCGUGUAUAUUGAAUGCAUUAAGGUCUGAACUGUUAAAGAAAGCAGAAAUGGUCUCUACUGAUGGUGUUGUGGAUAAUGAAUGACACAAAUGAACCCUUGUACAGUAAUCUGUAUGCUUUUUCAAUUGAUAUCAUGUUACAAUAACAAGCUGGACAGUAGUCGUUCCCUGCACUGAAUCAGACCCGUUCAGCUGUUCUUAAUGCAAACAUAUAUUCAACUUCAAUAAACUUCCACAAAAAUACUAACACUAACACUAAUACUAACACUCCUGUGUAUCUAUUACUAUACAAAAGAAAGCAGUGGAGGUAAAAUGAAACCAAUUUUCUAAACUAGUACAAAUGAACACAAGAGCCAGUAUAUUUGUUAUAAAUUAAUAUAUUUUGUAAUAUUCAUGCAUGGUUUAUUUUUAAUAUCAAUAUAAUGAGAAUAACAGAAAUUAGCCAUAUGCAUAUCCAUCACUUUAAGGAACUGAAGCUGUGUUUUAAACGAUGCUGGUUUAUACUAACAUGUGUCUUCUACUCCAGGGGUGUCAAACUCAUUUUCACCGGGAUCCACGUCAGCAGUACAUUUCACCUUGAAGGGCUCGUUGUAAAUGGAAGACUCUAUAGAUCAGGAGUCCCCAAUCAUUGGUCCGCGGACCAGUACCAGUCCAUAGGUAAUUUGGUAUCAGGCCGUAGUC
Molecule: messenger RNA, 3017 nt
Organism: Cynoglossus semilaevis (tongue sole)
Lineage: Eukaryota; Metazoa; Chordata; Actinopteri; Pleuronectiformes; Cynoglossidae
Gene: zc2hc1a
Product: zinc finger, C2HC-type containing 1A
Exons: 10
Coding region: 279-1238 (319 amino acids)
Source: RefSeq, a predicted model, not a curated record